Messenger RNA from Daphnia carinata, 898 nucleotides. Its product is annotated as keratin-associated protein 6-2-like. The coding region runs from base 277 to 813 and encodes 178 amino acids. NCBI's taxonomy places the organism in Eukaryota, Metazoa, Arthropoda, Branchiopoda, Diplostraca, Daphniidae. The transcript has 6 exons. The record is from RefSeq and is a predicted model, not a curated record.
UCAGGAACAAACUAACGACCGUAAAAAGUCGCCAACACUAGGCGUGGAUUUAAAACCAUGCCUGUGCUAGUUGUUUACUGAAAAAGAGAAAGCGAAUAACCUUUUUUUUUUUUACUUUCUGUGUUGUUUUACUAAGCCUCCUCCUGUCAGACGUGAGACCGGAAAUCUCUUGUCCCACUUUGAUGAGGUAUAAAAUAGGCAACACUCCACUGAUGAGGUUAUAGUUUGGUGUAAAGAUUGGCAUUCGACGGACUUCCAAUAUCACGAACACCGAACAUGCGGUCUUUGACAUCCGCCGUGUUGUGCUUGCUUUUCCUGGCAGUUAUGGCGUAUUCGGCAUCAGCACAAAUUUCGUCCGCUGAAAAUGAUCCAGAAGCAAAAAGCCAAUCGCUAUCGGCCGAUCCAAGAUUAUCCAAAAAAACCGCAUUAGCAAUUCCGCACUAUGGUGGAGGUUACGGAGGGGGCUACGGAGGAGGCUACGGAGGGGGUUACGGCGGAGGCUACGGUGGUGGGUACGGUGGAGGAUACGGAGGCGGAGGUAGCUCUAUUCCUCCGGUAUAUCCGCCGUAUCCCGGAGGAAGCUACGGUGGCGGUGGAAAUAAUUUCGGCUAUAAUUACAAUGGAUAUGGUUACUAUCCGCCCAUAAAUAAUUAUGGAAAUGGCUAUGGAUACAAUGGCUAUGGUGGUUACGGUGGCCAAGGCGCUUAUGGUCCCGGUUACAAUAUCGGCUACGGCGGAUACGGUCUCGUAGGAACCGGAACAUACGGUAUUGGCUAUGGCGUUAACGGUGUCAGCGUAGGUGUUGCAGGCUGAAGAGGUGUUCGAUUUGUUCACAAUUUGUAUCCAUAAUCAUAGUUGUAUCCAUCAUCAUAUACCAAUAUAUAAACCUCCAAAAUCA